This is a messenger RNA of Culex pipiens pallens (northern house mosquito), 3283 nucleotides long. RefSeq names its product G-protein coupled receptor Mth2-like. NCBI's taxonomy places the organism in Eukaryota, Metazoa, Arthropoda, Insecta, Diptera, Culicidae. Gene Ontology annotation, cellular component: membrane. The transcript has 8 exons. Bases 1034 to 2761 code for a protein of 575 amino acids. Gene Ontology annotation, molecular function: G protein-coupled receptor activity. The record is from RefSeq and is a predicted model, not a curated record. Gene Ontology annotation, biological process: G protein-coupled receptor signaling pathway; cell surface receptor signaling pathway.
GUCGAUCCGUUCAGUUGUCUCUGGUUGUUCGGCGCGAGCGCUCGCUUCUUCUGCAAUUGUCUCCGGUUGAGGGAUUCGCACUUCUAGGCGGAUUUUCGGAAUCCCUAAGUGUUUGGUCCAGGGUCCAGCACUGAAUGUAUCAGAGUUAUCUUCAAAGAAAGACGGGCGAUUGUUUAUUCUAAUACGAGUUUGUGUUACAAAAAGAAUCUCAUCUUGCCGUGAACGAGUGUGAUACAGCAGCUUGGCCAAUCCGAUAGCGGCGCGAUUCCGUAACGAAUCCUAAAAAUAAGCCGGGAAAGUACUCAAUUUAGUGAAUAAACAGUGAAACCCAAGCAAACCACCAAUCAGCCGAUAUUGACUCGAGCUGAUAUUUAUCGGCCGUGAGUCACUCCAACGCCCGUGAAACCAGUUUGAAGACGAGUUUGAAGUACCUUUGGUGACGGAAGAAGAUCCACGUCGUGACCGGUUCACUUGUCAGGUCCCCGCGUGGCGUGAUAAUUACUUGUCCAGUCGCCUUUAAGCGCGGCGGAAAGUUUUACAAACAGUGUUUGUAUAUUUACCCGCCGAUACCAUUUCCGGUUUCCCGAUCGGCGUCAUUAGACGGACGCCCCAACGACGACGUUGCUGCUUGAGCGGAAAGAUCCCACGGGGUGUCUGAGCUCUGUUGUGCUUUCCAGAACAGCAACAAACUCCAGGUUAAGGUGAGGCCGCCUAAUUUUGCGCGCGCGUGCUAAGCAGUUCCACAUGUUCCAGCCGCCACAACGACAGUAAACAGCUUGGUCAGCUUGGCGAAGGAGGAGUGCAUCCACAAAUCUGUGUCACUAAAAAAACGCGAACCAGCAUGUCAUUCACAGGAUCAAAGUGCGUGGACGUGGACCUCGAAUAAUCAUGCGUGAUUGGAUAAUCGAGUUUCAGUGAGAAGAUCGAGAGAGCCAAAAAGUGCCGUUUCAUUCAAAGUGUGUUCGAAGAAUUGAAAGUGUGUCUUUGGGUUGGUAUCGGUUAAGUAAGAAUAGGAAAAACCCCCGUAACGAAGAUGAAUCCAAGGUACGUGUGUGCCUUCUUGGUGGUGUUUGGCGUGCGCGGGAUCUCCGGAGACAGUUUGCCGUGUGACUUUAUCGAUUCGGUCAACAUUACCGACGGAGUGCGGGACUCGGCCGGAAACAUCAUCCACAACAACAUUCUGUACAAACCAAAGUACUUCCGGACGAUCGACUACGAUUACGAGCACUUUUCGAGGAAGAAGUUUGUGGCCGAGUACAUCCGGGGGUGUCCGUGUGCCGUGCGGUUGUGCAUCCGGAUGUGCUGUCCGUACGGGACGGUGUUCUUCCAGCGAAAGUGUGUUCCGACCGAGAGUCAGCUGGUGGUGAAUGUGAACACCACGUUGUACAACAGCAACCGGAGCUCGGAGGUUGUCGAUUUGACGCAGAAUCAGAUGUACGGGUUUCUGUACGGUAAACCGUGUGAAUCGGUGUACCAGCUGGAUCCGGAGAACAGUCCGGAGGAUGAGUGGAUCUUUGCGAGGAACGGCAGCAUCAUCUACGACUCCCGCCUUAUGACGAGGAACCAGUUCUGCUUCAUGCAGAACAACAACUCGGAACCGGUGAUCCCGUACAUCUGCUUCGAGCCCGAGGAAGACUUCAAGUAUGCGUUGUAUCCGAUUGGAAUGUUGCUGUCGGUGCCGUUUCUGCUCAUCACGCUGUUCGUGUACGCGUGCAUUCCGGAGCUGCGGAACAUGCACGGCAAGUCACUGAUGUGCUACGUCCUGGGGCUGACCGUCGGCUACACGGCCCUCUCCCUGGUCCAGAUGCGGCUGUUCGCGGCCGAAACCACCCCCUGCGUCGUGGCCGGCUACACGCUGUACUUCUUCUUCAUGGUUAGCUUCUUCUGGCUCAACGUGAUGUCGUUCGAUAUCUACUGGACGUUUAGCGGAAACCGCGGCGCCAAGAGUACCGAGCGUAAAAAGUUCUGCCUCUAUUCGCUGUACGCCUGGGGAUGCCCGGUGCUGCUGGCCGUCCUGGCCUUCGUUAUGGACAACACCGAGCUCGUUCCGGAGUACUACCGGCCCCGGAUGGGCAAAACGCGAUGCCUCCUGCAGGAAAACAAAUACGUAGAGUUCCUUUAUCUCUAUCUGCCAAUGCUGAUUCUGGUGUUUGCCAACGUGAUGUUCUUCGUGAUAACCGCGAUACGGAUUAUCAAAAUCCAGCGGGAGACUUCCGUGGUGCGCCGUGGGGAUUCGAAGCGCCACUCCAAGCUGGACAAUGACCGGGACCGAUUCAGCCUGUACCUGCGGCUGUUCAUCGUGAUGGGGGUGACCUGGUCGAUGGAGGUGCUCUCGUGGGCGGUCAACAACGUGGCCUGGGUGUUCUACAUCUCGGACGUGUGCAACUGCAUCCAGGGCUUCCUGAUCUUCAUGCUGUUCGUGUGGAAGCAGAAGGUCAAGCGGCUGAUCUACAAAAAGUAUGUUCGGUAUUCAAAGCAAGAGCGAACAGGAGCAAUCGCUGUCAACCUGCAGCACACGUACGACGGCCACAACCUCCUCGUUCAACGGGUCAAGGCCGCUGACGACGGCGCGGAUGAACUCGGAAAACGGCACCAGCACGGCCUGGGAACGGCAGUCGAGCAAGCCGCUGAAUCAGUUCGCCUAAGCGCGGCCAACAGAGCCAGCCUGGAGCGGACCAUCAGCGUGGACCGGACCACCGAAGAGAGCGACCUGCUGACGACCUCGGACGGAGAACAGGAAUAUAACCAAAGAAAAAGCUGAACUUUUCUAUGAUUUUUUUUUGAGUACAAAUCACACAUUGACGGCGGUAUUGGCUUUCGUGUACUAUGUGAGCUGUUGAGUAUUAAACUGGAAAAUGUAGUAAAACAAUACGAAAACGUUGAAGGCGCGUUAUAAUAUCCAGAGUUUUUUUUUAAUAGGUCCUAUAAACAUAUGAAAGACAAUAGCUUAUAGGUCCUUUUCACAAAAAAAAAAACUCUGAUAUGUACAUAAUAUUCAGAUAUAGGCAAAUGAAGAACCUCAGAAUAUUUUUAUGUACUUUAAAACUUGUAGGUAAUUGUAUUAUGUAUAUUACAGCUUUAAAGAUAAUAACAUUUUAAAUUGUUGUUCAAGAUGUUUUAGGAUAAACUAAGCCAUGAUAGUUUUAAAUUUUCUAAAUUACUUAACAAAAAUGUGUAUUUACUGUUAAUUCAAUCAGUACUAAGUUAAAAGCCAGUCACAAUUAUAAAUUAUGCUUUAAAUAUUGUAUCUGUCAAUAAAUCGUGCAAGCAGUCAAAUUUAAAA